Messenger RNA from Iphiclides podalirius (scarce swallowtail), 279 nucleotides. NCBI's taxonomy places the organism in Eukaryota, Metazoa, Arthropoda, Insecta, Lepidoptera, Papilionidae. The record is from the annotation of a GenBank genome assembly.
AUGGACUGUCGAAGUAUCAGAAAGUACGUGAGGCGACACCUCAGGAUAACCUUUGGAAGGCGGGGCAAUUCGGAGCUAUCGAUAGAGGGGCACGGCACGCCAGUUGUCGCCUGCAUUGAUUUAUGCCACAGGGAUGAGGAGGAGGAGAAAGUGUUGCCAGCGACCGGCGUAAAUCAUAAUGUAUUGACAGCCGGUGAAUGCCAUCAUUAUAUGAGGAAAUAUUGUAAUUUAGUGUUUGCCAGUGGGAAGGAGCGCUUUCCGUGGCGGAUGAGGCUUUUA